This is a messenger RNA of Cannabis sativa, 1562 nucleotides long. RefSeq names its product vesicle-associated protein 1-2. Gene Ontology annotation, cellular component: endoplasmic reticulum membrane; plasma membrane. The record is from RefSeq and is a predicted model, not a curated record. The transcript has 8 exons. Gene Ontology annotation, biological process: endoplasmic reticulum membrane organization. The coding region runs from base 514 to 1254 and encodes 246 amino acids. Lineage: Eukaryota; Viridiplantae; Streptophyta; Magnoliopsida; Rosales; Cannabaceae.
AAAUAUUUAUGUGAAUUUAAUUAUAACCCGACAAUGAAUUAAUAAACAAAGGUUUUUUUUGGUAAAGUUAAUUUCUCCAUUUAUGUCCUUUUUCUAGUUGAAUUUCUGUCAUUUUCUAAUAUAAUUCUGUUUAGAAAGAAACUAUACAAUGUAUUACUUCUCCCACCUAAAUUUUGUAAUAAAUAGCAUUUAAUUUUUAUAAUUUUUUAGUGAAUAGCAUUUAAUUAGUUGAGUAGUUGAGUAUGAAAGGACCAAAAUACCCUGAGAAGACGAAACCACAAAACUAAAGGAGUACUCAGUACUUGAUUAAAACCGUAAGCCGAGGUCAAAGAGAGACAAAAGAACACUGUCCCACGUUGUUGUGUUGUUUUCUCUCUCUUAUUGAGUUUGAAGACGUUGAAGUUUCAAACUUUGUAGUAUUAUUAUCUAAUUCGGUCACCGGUAAACCGCUUCUCCUCGCCGGAAACCACUCCCACUUCGUCGCCUCAGCGGUCUCUCGCCGAUCGCUUUAUAAUGAGCACUGGCGAGCUUCUCAGUAUCGAACCCCAAGAGCUCCAAUUCCCUUUUGAAUUGAGGAAGCAGAUCUCUUGCUCUUUGCAACUCCUAAAUAAGACCGAUAAUUAUGUGGCUUUCAAGGUUAAGACCACAAAUCCGAAAAAGUAUUGUGUUAGACCCAAUACUGGAGUUGUUAUGCCAAGGUCUACAUGCGAUGUUAUCGUAACAAUGCAAGCACAGAAGGAAAUGCCCCUAGAUAUGCAAUGCAAGGACAAGUUCUUGCUUCAGAGCGUUGUAGCUAGCCCAGGGGCUUCUGCCAAAGAUGUUACUCCGGAGAUGUUCAAUAAGGAAUCUGGGCAUCAAGUAGAAGAGUGUAAAUUAAGAGUUGUCUAUGUGGCUCCCCCUCGGCCGCCUUCUCCAGUACGAGAAGGAUCUGAGGAAGGUUCUUCCCCACGGGCAUCAAUAUCAGACAACGGGCAUCCUAAUGCUUCUGAACUAAGUGUUACCGCUUCAAGAGGUUCUGUUGAGCGGCAUGGACGAGUUGAGACUCAUGGUGUGUCGUCAUCCGAGGCUAGGGCUAUUAUUACAAAGUUGACCGAGGAGAAAAAUUCUGUACUUCAGCAAAACAGCAAGCUUCAACAGGAACUGGAGCUUUUGAAGCAGAACACGAGCAGAAAUCGGGGUGGCCUUUCCCUUGUGUAUGUUAUCAUCAUUGGUUUGCUUGGCAUUCUUUUGGGGUACCUUUUCAAGAGGACAUGACCCUUGGAGUUGCUUAACAUUCUGUAGGGUUGGUGAUUUCCUGUAUGGGAAAAUGAUGUGUAAAAAAACCAGAAGAAAACGAAUGUGUGAUUGGUUAGGAGAGAAUUGUUUCAGUAUCUCAUUAGACAGCUUCUGAAUGUGUGACCCCUUUCUUGGCGUAUUUUAUUAGUGUUAGUAGGCAUGUUGACUUUCUAACUAUUUACUUAAAAUGGUAUUUUAAUAUUGCUUAACUAAACUAAUAGUUCAAGUGCUUAGCGCCACAUUCUUGAACAUUUUGAAAUUCAAUUAAGGUCAUUUUUGUGUGUGGA